This is a messenger RNA of Passer domesticus (house sparrow), 2286 nucleotides long. It is a transcript of the gene TMEM252, whose product is annotated as transmembrane protein 252. The coding region runs from base 1128 to 1727 and encodes 199 amino acids. The transcript has 9 exons. The record is from RefSeq and is a predicted model, not a curated record. NCBI's taxonomy places the organism in Eukaryota, Metazoa, Chordata, Aves, Passeriformes, Passeridae.
CCUAUGAAUUACACCAUGUGCCUGAGAGCACAUGGUGUAAUUCAUAGGAUGCCCCGUGCAGGGCCAGGGCAUUGUCCAAAUGCUUCUUGAACUCUGUCAGGCUGUUGCUGUGACCACUUCCCUGGGAAGCCUGUUCCAGUUCCCAGCCACCUGCUGGGAGAAGAACUUUUCCCUGAUAUCCAACCUCAACCUCCCCUGAAACAACUUCAUGCAAUUGCCAGGUCCUGUCCCUGGUGACCAGAAUGAAGAGAUCAGUGACUGUCCCUCCUCUUCUUCCUGUGAGGAAGCUGUAGACUGUGGUGAUGCCUCCCCAUUGAUUCAUUUGGACCUCCAUGAUGUUGCAGACCAGGCUGUAUUUUAACUAUGCAUGCAUCAGCCUAUACCAUCUCUUUGAUCAGAAACAGGGUCUGCUCUGUCACUCCACACCCAUGGAAGGUCUUCAAUUGAGACCCCUAUUUCCUGAAGAACCUUCAUGACCACCCUAAAAGAUGCCUCUUCUGAGAUAUGCUGUAAGUGCUGAAAACCUGCUUCUUUACAAACCUGCCUGCUUGAAAGAAGUCAUGCAGAUACAACUGUGCUGGAGGCACCACAAACAGUUGGAACAGAGCAGAAUGGAGAGGAUGGCCCUGCACAGCCUGUAAUCCACACUUCUCAGCCAGGCUGCCACUCUUUACCACAGCUCUGAUCCUUAUGCUUAGAAGAAGCAUAAUGUCUGAUUCAAUAGAUGUUCAUAUGCAACUCAUAGUUUUCCCAAGCUCCUGGAUAUCAGGCAAGACAUGGUAUGAUAUGGAGAAGAGACUACACCUGCAGAGCUUAAAAUAAUUUCCUGUUACCUCAGUUAUAUAUUUCUAAGGAAUACUGGAAUUGCUGAAGAAACCUACUGGCAAAUCAGCUCUGCUUUACUGACAACAACAUAAAAAAAUAUGACGCUAUAAUGUUCCAGGCAUAAAUUUCAAUGACCAAACAAGCAAGUCUCAUUCAUAAGCAAUGAAGUGUAUAAACCACUGCAAAUCAUGCAAUGAAGGGAGCAGUCCAAGUUUACGCUCCAGAGAUUACAGCGGCAAAGGGAUGGUUCAGGAAGUUUCUGCUUCCUUCCUAAAGGUAGUUGGUCCUGUAGUAUAUAAAAUAUGCUACAUGAAUAUGAGAAGUACAGCAGAGAGAGCCAGCAAACAGCAGACAGGAACAAAGUGCUGUGUCUUCUGCAAAAGAUGCCAAAAGGUCUUUUUACUUUCAUUCGUCUUUUUAUGCUCUUACUCAGUUUCUCCACUAUUUGCCUGGGAGUACUUUGCAUGUCCAUUAAUUCCUCCAUGUGCAGAUGUGGGAGCAACAAGCUAGUGGUUUUUUGUCUGUUAGCUCUGGGGCUCUGUCUCCUUGUUGCUGGCAUUUUCUGGAGCACUUUCCAUGAAGUCCUGAAAUACAGGGCCCUUGGCAUCUUCAUUCGAAAUCCCAGCCACAGAGAACCACAUGUCUGCACCAUAGACAGGCCUGACUUCUACCCUCCCUCUUAUGAAGACAGCAUAGAUCCUGAGAAACUUGUCUCCCCACUGUCAGUUGCCUCCACACUAAAACAGCAAGAUUUCAUCAAUAUUCCUCCUCCUCCAUACAGUGAAAGCAGUGCAGAGUUUGUCAGUGAAACAAAUGAGCAGGAACAGCCACCACCAUACACAUUAUCUCUGGAGCAACAGCAAACAGCUGGCCAAGACCCAAACCCCACGGAAGGGGGUUAAAUUCUCAUAUAUUCAUGCAAGAAAUUGGUUGCUAACAGGAUACAGAUUUCCAGAGGACCUCAGGAAGAGCAACACCUGUCAAAACAUGAGAGACAGGCAGCAAAUAAAACCUGCAUCUGCGGAGCAGGGAAAACUGGAAGACUUGUAUCAGUGAUCCCUAAUAGCAACAGAACUUAAGGUGAAAUUGUCCAGGAAAAACAUUGAUCAUUUAUGACUCAGAGUGGAAUUGGAGGGGAUAUGUAAAUGAAAAAGUAUUUCAAAUUAGAACAAAUCUCCAGAGAGAUAGAAAUGCUCAGGCUGUGUUUAGCAAAAGUCACCAUCUCUGGCAAUAGGAGUUUCUUACACUGCAAGAUAAAUGAACCAUCAUGGUAUUAUCAAUCCAGAUUUCUGCUUCAUAAGGAGUUUCAGAAGAAAGCUCUCAUUUUUGGUUUUCAGACAUUAAAUGACUUGGGAAACCUAUUAACUUAGCUUUUGUUAGAAAUUUGCAGAUUACUUGUUGCAACUGAUUAUUUUUGUAUUGUAUGUCUUUCAAUUUAUUUGUUUUAUGUGGGGGGUAAAA